Molecule: messenger RNA, 2280 nt
Organism: Mangifera indica (mango)
Lineage: Eukaryota; Viridiplantae; Streptophyta; Magnoliopsida; Sapindales; Anacardiaceae
Product: berberine bridge enzyme-like 26
Exons: 1
Coding region: 9-1571 (520 amino acids)
Molecular function (GO): oxidoreductase activity; FAD binding
Source: RefSeq, a predicted model, not a curated record
CAGAAAUUAUGUUGUUGAUUUUUAUUUUUUUCAUCUCUCUUGGGUCGAUAACUUCAUAUUCCGGUCAAGAGAACGGCUUUUUGCUAUGUUUUUCGUCUCAUUUAGAGCAUUCUAAUCAAACUUCCCAAGUUUUAAUCACCCGGAAUAGUUCUGAUUAUUCUUCUCUGCUGAGAUCCUCCAUACGGAACGCCAGAUUCCUCAACACUUCAACACCGAAGCUUCCAGUGUUUAUUGUAACUCCAUUUCAUGUGUCUCAUGUCCAAUCUGCCGUAGUCUGUUCCGAAGAAAAUGACUUGCAAAUAAGAGUUCGAAGCGGAGGCCAUGACUAUGAGGGACUGUCUUAUGUGGGUGAAGCUGAUGUUCCUUUUCUCAUGGUUGAUCUUUUCAAUCUUCGAUCAAUUAGUGUUGACAUUGAAAAUGAGAGUGCGUGGGUGGAGUCUGGAUCAACUCUGGGAGAAUUAUACUACAAAAUUGCGGAGAAAAGUAAGCUCUAUGGCUUCCCUGCCGGAAGUUGUUCCACCGUUGGUGUUGGAGGACACAUUAGCGGCGGCGGAUUUGGUACCAUGUUCAGAAAGUAUGGUUUGGCUGCUGAUAAUGUAAUUGAUGCUAAGAUGGUGGAUGUUAAUGGAAAAAUACUGUUUCGAGAAAGUAUGGGAGAAGAUCUUUUCUGGGCCAUUAGAGGGGGUGGCGGAGCAAGUUAUGGAGUCAUUUUAUCCUGGAAACUUCGUCUGGUUCCAGUUCCACCUGCCGUAACAGUUUUCAGUGUUGGACACACAUUGGAACAAGGAGCAAGCAGGCUUCUUCAGAAGUGGCAAACCAUUGGAAAUGAGCUUAUUGAAGACCUUUUCAUUCAUGCGGUGUUGGAAGUUACUGAGGCAAGAAGCGUUAGAGUUUCAUUUCUGUCUUUGUAUCUUGGUGAGGUUCGAAAUCUGAUACCUCUGAUGCAAGAAAGUUUCCCUGAAUUGGGUUUAAUGCGAGAAAACUGCAGUGAAAUGAGUUGGAUUCAGUCAGUUCUCUAUUUUGCGGGCUUCUCAAUUCAUGAUUCUCUAGAAGUUUUGCUUGAUAGAACUACGCAAUUCACGGGGUUCUCCAAGGCGAAAUCAGAUUAUGUGAAAGAACCCGUUUCGGAAGCUGGGUUGGCAGGCCUAUACAAAAUGCUUCUUGAAGAAGCGACGUCGUAUCUGAUUUUGACACCUUAUGGAGGAAAAAUGAGUGAGAUUUCGGAUACUGAAAUCCCAUUUCCGCACAGGAUUGGGAAUUUAUACAAAAUCCAGUAUUUGGUAACCUGGGAUGUUGAAGAUGGAACAGAGCAACACAUUGGCUGGAUCAGAAGGCUUUAUGAAUAUAUGAAACCUUUUGUUUCAAAGGCUCCAAGAGCUGCAUACUUCAACUACAGGGAUCUUGAUUUGGGAAGGAAUAACAAUGGAAAUACAAGCUUUGAACAGGCAAGAAUUUGGGGUUUGAAGUAUUUCAAAAAGAAUUUCAGAAGAUUGGUUCUGGUAAAGACUGCUGUUGAUCCUGGUAACUUCUUCAGGAAUGAGCAAAGCAUCCCAGUUUUCCCUUUAAAAUGACAAGAAAAUUAGAAAAAGAAAUUGGAAUGUUAACAAAGCAACAAUGAGAACGAAGUGAUAGCAGCAAUCAAGCAUAAUGAAUAGAGUGUUAACAAAGCAAGAACAGAUUCAGAGCAGUAUGUCAACCACGUCUAGAACAAUAAUAAAAGCAACAGUAUUGGUAGUAUUAACAAUAACAACAUGCAGGCACAAGGUAAAGGCAGCAUAUCACUAAUACAAUCAGACACAAGGUAAAGGUAGCAUAUCACAAAUGCACUCAGACACAGGGUAAAGGCAGCAUAUGACUAAUACAAUCAGACACAAGGUAAAGUUAGCAUAUCACGAAUGCACUCAGACACAGGGUAAAGGCAGCAUAUCUCUAAUAUUACCAAUAUGAAUAAUGGCACCGAUUCACACGCAUGGCGUGCUUAUUUAGCACAAGGAUAAGCGGAAGCAGCAUAACUUUAAUAUGGCUAAAGUCAAGCACAACCAUAAUCAGGGGAUUGCAAUACAUCGGACAGAGUGUUUUAUUAUAUUUUUGCUUUAUUUCUUACCAAGAGAGUGUUCACGAGUGUAAACAUAUAAAGAAUCCCUGGGACAUGCAAACCUGUGAGCUGGAAAGGCUUUGUUCAAGACGUUAACCCUUUGAUGUUCACUAGGGACAUAUUGAAUUUUCACAUUUUUUGCAGCCACUUGGUCUCUUAUAUAUGUAAUAAACAUCUAUUUCAAU